This is a messenger RNA of Phragmites australis (common reed), 2978 nucleotides long. Its product is annotated as protein SMAX1-LIKE 3-like. The transcript is spliced from 3 exons. NCBI's taxonomy places the organism in Eukaryota, Viridiplantae, Streptophyta, Magnoliopsida, Poales, Poaceae. Gene Ontology annotation, molecular function: ATP binding; ATP hydrolysis activity. The record is from RefSeq and is a predicted model, not a curated record. Bases 282 to 2762 code for a protein of 826 amino acids.
AAAAAUGGAGCAGCCCUCCCUAACAAGAAAAGCACAAAUCCAUACACCGAAAUCCAUCCAUCCUUCACCUCAAUACCUCACCCUUGCUCAAAAGAUGAAGCUCAACAUAUAAAGCAGCACCACAUCCACCACCUGCAGUUGCAGUGACCCGGCCCCCUCUAUAUCUACACAUCUCCCUGAUCUCUCUUCCUCCGAUCCUCGCAACUAGUGCCAGAUUAGCACGCGCUACCGUUGCUGCGUCAAAUCGAACUCGGCAGGUAGCUAGCUAUAGGCGGCUCGAGAUGAGGGCCGGGGGGUGCACGGUGCAGCAGUCGCUGACGGCGGGCGCGGCGGCGGUGGUGAAGCAGGCGGUGAGCCUGGCGCGGCGGCGUGGGAACGCGCAGGUGACGCCGCUGCACGUGGCGAGCGCGAUGCUGGCGGCGCCCGCAGGGCUCAUGCGCGCCGCGUGCCUCCGGUCGCACUCCCACCCGCUCCAGUGCAAGGCGCUGGAGCUCUGCUUCAACGUCGCGCUCAACCGCCUCCCCGCCUCCCACGCGGUCGCCUCGUCGCCGCUGCUCGGCGGGCACGGCCACCACCACUACUACCAGCAGUCUUUGUCUAACGCGCUUGUUGCGGCGUUCAAGCGCGCGCAGGCGCACCAGCGGCGUGGCUCCGUGGAGAACCAGCAGCAGCCGGUGCUCGCCGUCAAGAUCGAGCUUGAGCAGCUCGUUGUCUCCAUCCUCGACGACCCUAGCGUCAGCCGGGUAAUGCGCGAGGCCGGAUUCUCUAGCACUCAGGUGAAGGCCAACGUGGAGCAGGCCGUGAGCAACACAACAACCACGGCGGCCACCACUCCCAACCAAAACCCUAACCCUAGCGGCACCCCCAAUGCAAGUCCACCUCAAGAAACCAAAGCCAAGCGCCCACUGGACCAUGUGCGCGAAGAGGACGUCGCCACUAUCCUGGACUGCUUGGCCUCCCAGAGAAAGAGGAGGGUCGUGGUCGUCGCCGAGAGCACGACGGCGGCCGAGGCCUUGGCGCGCGCGGCUAUGGACAAGAUCAAGAGGGCCGAGGUGAAGCACGACGUUCUGCGAGGCGCGCAGGUCGUCAGCCUCAGCGUGUCGUCGUUCCGCGACAUGCCGAGGGAGGAGGCGGAGCGGCGGCUCGGCGAGCUGCGGUGCCUCGUCAAGGGCAGGGGUCAAGUGCUGCUCGUCGUGGAGGAUUUCAAGUGGGCGGCCGAGUUCUGGGCUGGGCACGUCCAGAGCGGGAGGAGAGGGUACUACUGCUCCGUCGAGCAUGUCGUCACCGAGGUGCGCGCUCUGGCUUGCGCCGGCGGCGGCGAGCACGGCCUCUGCUGGCUCGUCGGGUUCGGGACGUACCAGGCCUACAUGAAGUGCAGGGCGGGGCAGCCGUCUCUGGAGAGCCUGUGGGGGCUGCAGACGCUCACCGUGCCCGCCGGCAGCCUCGCGCUGAGCCUCACCUGCGCCUUCGAUGACAGUGCUCUUGGCGCAGUCAAUCAGUCCAUGAAAGCGAGCUCUGACACGGAUGGGAAUGGACCGGCGUCUUGCUGGCCACUUUCGGGUGGCAGCCAACCAAUCUCCAGAUGCUGCGGCGAUUGCUCUGCAGCGAGGAUUGACACGAAAGCAGCAUUGCCGCGGCCGUUCGUCUCGUCGUCGAGCCUCCCUUCCUGGCUUCAGCAUUACCGCGAUCAGGACCCUACACAUCUCACGGAUCUUGGCAAGACAUGGAGCUCCAUCUGCAGCAAACCGUCGCAGCGGAUGACGUUGCACUUCUCCGCGCCAGUGUCUCCGGCCUCCUCUAUCUCUUCCUACGAGCACGGCCACCAGUUGCACCAACCUCGCGAGUCAUGGCUCCUCGCGGAUUUCGACGCCAAGCACCCGUGGAAACCCAAGUGCGAGAACAGCGGGAAGGCCAAGUCGCACGACUCCGGCGCUUCGAACGGCUCCAUGGAGGUGGAGUGUCGUGGCAAGUUCAAGGAGCUCAACGCCGAGAACCUGAAGGUUCUCUGCGGCGCGUUGGAGAAGGAGGUGCCGUGGCAGAAGGAGAUAGUCCCCGAAAUCGCGAGCACCGUCCUCCAAUGCCGGUCGGGGAUCGCAAAAAGGUGCGACAAGUCGAGAUCGAAAGACGCGAAGGAGGAGACGUGGAUGUUUUUCCUCGGAGGCGACGCUGGAGGCAAGGAGAUGGUGGCGAAGGAGCUCGCCAACCUCGUGUUCGGGUCUCGCAAGAACUUCCUGUCCAUCCGAGUCGGUGCCUCCUCGCCUUCUGUAUCUGGCUCCUCCGAGGAGCACCGGAGUAAACGGCCACGGACGUCUCCCGCCAGCGAGCUGGACUACCUAGAACGGCUCUACGAGGCUAUCUCCGAGAAUCCUCACCGCGUCAUUCUCAUGGAGGACGUCGAGCAGGCCGACCGGGACUGCCAGCUCAGCAUCAAGGAAGCGAUCGAGAGCGGUGUGGUGCGGAACCACGCCGGCGAAGAGGUCGGCAUGGGCGAUGCCAUUAUCAUCCUGAGCUGCGAGAGUUUCGAAGCAGGGUCUAAAGCUUGCUCGCCACCGAGCAAACAGAUGAAGGUAGAAAUGGAGGAGGCCAAGGAGGAGCAGACGAGUGACCAUGAACACAACGAAGUUGGCACGUCCUCCUCCUCUUGCUUUGAUUUGAAUGUCAACGUGGAGAGUGAUCAAGCGGAUGAGCGCAAUUUCAGUGAAGUCUGUCUGCUCACGGCCGUCGACCGGACGCUCUUUUUUGUAAGGCAGGAGAACUCGUGAUCAUGCACAUUGGAAGAUCCAUGUGCUUUAGUGAUUAUAUAUCAGGGUUGCUUCUGAUAAAUGUUAGAUUAGUUGCAUGUCUAAUUAGCUCUUUCUUUCGUUUACUUCUUUGUUUGAUUUCAUUUUCUUUUUACUUUUCUUUGUUUUGUUUUUGGUGACAUCAGCGUGUUAGAGUAAAGGAUUUGAUUAAUGUUGUACUACGUGCUUCGCUAAAGA